AAGUGAGAUUUGAACCUGGAUCUUCUAAUUCCAACCUUUUCUCUACUAUACCAUGAUGCCAUGUGGUUCUAUGUUUAGCCCCAACUUCCCUAUCUUGCAAUGGGGAAACUGAGACCCAAAGAGGGGGAGUGAUUUGGUCAAGAUUACAUGCAGGCUCGGUAGCAGGCCUGGAACUCAAACGUGACUGAGAGCUGUUUGGAGGGCAGCUGAGGACCCAGACAGGAUGCCUGGUAAAUUGGAGUCAUCGGUUUGUCUGGUUACUUCCCAGCCUCCUCUGUUAUCUUCCUCCGUACGCCUCUCCCUCCUUGUUACUAAGAUUGUUCCCUUUGGGACCAGACUCCCAUUCCCCCAUCAAUCCUCACAGUCCAUCAUUUCCAGGGAAGCAACUGGGUUCACGGCCAAAAGGAGCUCUGAAUGGGGAGUCAUCCUCCAGAGGAAGAAAGAGGUCCUGGGGCUGGGGUGAACGUGUUCCAAGCCACACAGCAAAUUAGGUCAGCUGGCCCAGCCCCAGGGUAUUCUGAGGAUGAAGUGGCCGAGACUGUGCUGGUCCCUUACCUGCUUCCUCACUCUACUCAGAGGGCCUCAGUCGUCCUCCCUGUCCUGCCAGGACUCCGAGUACCAGACAGAGGCGGGCGAUUGUGCUGUGUGCCCCACAUGCCCACCGGGAGAGGAGCCCAAUCAGGAAUGUGGUUCUGGACUGGGACUGGGUACUGUGUGCCGUGCCUGCAGGCCAGGCACCUUUUCGACAAGCCUGGGACGAAGCCCCUGCAUACCCCACACUGGCUGUUUCCAUCUGUGGAGGGUCGAGGUCCAGGCGGGGACCACAACCAGCGAUGCUCAGUGUGGUGGCUGUUUUCCAGGGUUUUAUUACCCCAGAAGGCCCAUAACGUUUGUGUGCUGGCCUUGUUCUGAUGCACCUAUGGGCACACCUGACUGUGAGGGUGAGUGUGGGUCUCAUAUGGUGGGUAUUGGGGACAAGGUGCCUAAAAGAUGGGGAGAGUAAGUGAGGGAGAAAUGGAGGCAGAGCCAGAGAAGCAAAGGGUUAAAGAAAAGGAGAACCAGAGAGUGAAAUUAGGGAGAGAGAAACUGAGACACAGAGUUUAGUGUUUUAUAAAUGAUUGCUGAUUGAUUGAGGGUGAGAGAGAUGAAGACAGAAAGGUGGAGACAGGAAGAGAGUGAGACAAAAACCGGCAAAACCAAGGAGAGGGAAGAUGAGUGAGUGUGUGUGUGAGGUAGGGUUGUGUCUGUGUGUGUAUGUGAGAGAGAGAUACAGACAGACAGAGACAGAGACAGGGACAGAGAGAAAAGGAAAAAAAUGAAGAAAGCAAGAGACACUUAGAGAGGGAGGUACAGGGAAAGGCAAACAUGGAAAGAGUCAAAGACAUGGAGACAGAGACAGACAGAGAGGGACAUAGUUUGAGACAGCAAGAGAAAAAAAUGCAGUGAGAUAAGAUGGAAAGGGACAGAUUGAGGAGCGACGGAGACAGGGAAAGACAUAAAGAUGAAGAAAGGCUCGGGAAGGGAAGAGGGAUGGAUACAGGGGGAGACUGACAGCUGGAGGUACAGGACAGCCAGGCACGGAGAAGCAAACAAGAUGAGUAAGAUGAAGAAAGAUGGAGAGAGAUGGAAGAAGACAGAGGGGGUGAUGGAGAAAGAGAACAAAAUCCCAAAGUUGGCAGUACAGAAAGAUAAAGACAGAGACUGAAGGGGCAGAAGGACGAAGGGAGACAGACAGGGGAGAAAGAGAAAAGCGGAUGGAGAUGGGGGUGCUGGGGAGACUGAGACUGCAAAAGAGAUGAGUUAGAAGACAGAGCCCAUUGUCCUGAAGGGGCAGUCCCCUCCCCUUUUCCUUCUCUCUCUCCCAAGCGUUGAAGAGAGAGCACUACGCAGAGCUGAUGCUGACCCACUUUCAGCUCCUGAAUAUGCUGGCUCUCCCCACUAUCCUUGGGGGGCAGGAAUUAGAAGACAGCCAGGGCUGAGACAGCAGCUUUCUCUUCCACGACUGAGGCAUGUCCCUGGGGAAUGGGGGCAUAAAGGAGCUGGGUACAGAGAGGCAGCAUGGGGCUGUGGAAAGAACUCUGGGCUGAGCAGGAGACCUUGCUCUGCCACUAAUUGGCUGUGUGACUUUGGGCAAAUCUCUUCCCCCCACUUCCCCCCCCCACCCCUUGGGCCUCAGUUUCCCCAUCUGUAAAAUGAGAGUGUUUGGAUUCAGGUUUCUGGUGGCAUUCAUGCUAUGUAGACCUAGGAUAAAUUUUUGCCCCUGAUGCCCCCUUUCUUUCGAGGUCUUAGGUAUAGAGGGGGACAGUGCCCAAGAUCACACCAGCAGGAUGGUGCACUGAACUAGAACCCAGGACUUAGGAGGCUCACUUCUCCCCUCCAGGGAGUAAGGACCUGUCUCUGCCAGUCCCUAAGGUCUCACCCCCCAGCAGAUAAUCUCUGAGAUUGGGGAGGAAAGACAGGGACAGUCACUGUCUGUUGAAUGUUUGGUUUGUGACUUCCUUGAGCUAUGUUGGCUGUGUGUGCUGCCCUGUCUAGCUCUGUGUCCCCUGAGCUUUAUGAAAUGAAGGGUCAAGUGGCUAUGCUGGUGACAGAGGUCCCACUGGCACAUCCCCUCCUCAGGGACCAACCCCCACUGCCCUACCCACAUGCGGUCAGUGGCAACCACGGAGCUUCUCUCACACACGCAUAAUGAUAACGUGGAUAAGCAGCAGCACACACAGAUGCACCCAGGCAGCCUGAAGACGCAGGGGAGUAAGAGUGGUCACAACACUGGCAUCCAAGGCCCUGGAUUUGAAUCCUGGCUCAGAGAUUGACUCACUCCAUGGCCUAGGCAAAUCAUUUUACUCAUCUGAGCCCCAGGUAGAGAGUGGAGAUAUUGGUCUAAUGACUGUCUGAGGUCCCUUACACGACUUGAAGACCUAUGAUCUUUUGACACUUUCACGUGCUCACACUCAAACACACAGAUCUGCUCACAUGCUGAUGGAGCCAUCAUGCACACACACACUCUCCUUUCUCUCCCCGUCUUUCACCUGCUGAAUCACCCUCAGUGGCUGUCACCCUGGACCAGAGCCCAGAGCCUGACGGAGUGGGGAAAUAAGGAUGUGUGUGUGUGUGUGUGUGUGUGUGUGUGUGUGUGUGUGU
Vombatus ursinus (common wombat) is the source of this 3141-nucleotide messenger RNA. RefSeq names its product tumor necrosis factor receptor superfamily member 19L-like. The record is from RefSeq and is a predicted model, not a curated record. Lineage: Eukaryota; Metazoa; Chordata; Mammalia; Diprotodontia; Vombatidae. Gene Ontology annotation, biological process: apoptotic process. Gene Ontology annotation, molecular function: protein binding. The transcript is spliced from 5 exons. The coding region runs from base 415 to 912 and encodes 165 amino acids.